AUGGCUUCAGUUGAUUCUCAUCAAUCCGGUUACCAGGAUAUACAAAACAUGGCAGAUUUACAACAUCUAUUUAAUAAGGAAGCUGUUGAAACAAAACAAAUCAAUUGUUCAGAUGUUGAAAUAGAGGAUCAUAAUGAUGUAAACAUCGAUCUUGGGCUUGGGAAAGAUGAAGAUAAUAAUGUAGUGGGAACGGUUUUCGCUAGCCCUGAUGAUGCAUAUGAGUUCUACAACCGUUACGCCUUUUUACAUGGAUUUGGAAUACGCAUUUAUACAGCUUUUAAAAAUAAGACAACAAAUGAUCCUUAUCGAAAGAAAUAUGUAUGCAAUAAACAAGGUUUUAAAGAUUUAAAGUCUAAUAGUUCUAGUGGGGAUGUUAAGAAACGUCGCAGGGAUUUAAGGACCGGAUGUGAGGCAUUUCUUCGAAUUUCUAAAAGUAAAGAUGGGACAUGGUUUGUGGAUAUGUUUAAUGAUGUACACAAUCAUGAGCUAACUGUUACUCCGACCAAAGUAAUGAAACACCGUUCUCAUGCGAAGUUUCACCGCUCAAUGGCCUGCAAAUCUCUAGCGACGGAACUCAGUCAAUCCGGGUUGAAACCUUGCCAAAUCAAGAAGGUCAUAAAUACGAUGAAAAGUCCAGAAGAAAAUGAUGUAACAUCCAAACAAUGUACUGACAUCUUAGCUGAGCAACGAAAACAGUACAAAGGUAAGGAGUUUUAUGGGCUCAUUAAACAUUUCCAAGAUAAAUUAUUAGAAGAUCGUAACCUUUAUUUUGUUGUGGAUUUGUCUAAUGAUGGGUCUCCAAGAAAUAUUUUCUGGGCUGACGGGAGAUCAAGAGACUCGUAUGUAAAAUUUGGGGAUGUUGUUGUGUUCGAUGUCACGUACAUGACCAACAAGUUUAAGAUGCCAUUUGCUCCAUUUGUCGGGGUUAAUCACCAUGGCCAAUCCAUACUUUUUGGUGGUGCAUUACUGGAGAAUGAGAAACAAGAAACUUUUGAAUGGUUAUUUCAAAAUUUCUUGAAGUGCAUGUUCAACAAGUAUCCGCACGCAAUAAUUACCGAUCAAGAUAAGGCUAUUGGCAAUGCAAUCAAAAGCGUUUUUCCAAAUACUCGACAUCGUUACUGUUCAUGGCAUAUUAAGAAACAUGAGAUCGAGCAUCUUCGACCACUUACAAAUCGUUGUAGUGAAUUUCAAAUGUUAUAUAAUCAAUGGGUAAAAAGUGAUACAGUCGAAGAAUUUGAAACUCGUUGGAAAUUAUUAUGUGAAAAAUAUAAUUUUGAAAGUGGCAGUUGGAUAACAGAGAUGUAUAGCCAACGUAAAUAUUGGGCUAAAGCCUUCUUAAAAGACUGUUUCUUUGCUGGCAUGACAACAAGCGGGAGAAGCGAGAGCAUUCAUUCCUUUUUUGAUGGGUAUGUAAAUUCAAAGACAAUGCUGAAUGAAUUUGUAAUCCAAUAUGAUAAAGCUGUUGAGGCUCGACGAGCUGCUGAAGAAGAUGAAGACUUUAAGACCAUGAACUCGAAGCCAACGCUUUCUUCUGUUAAUCCAAUAGAGGCAAAAGCGAGUUCGCGUUACACUAGAAAGUUGUUUGAUGUAUUCAUGAAAGAAUGGACCGAAGCUACAUUCAAUUUAAGUCAUGAGAAGGCAAGCAAGAAUUUGGACGAAAUAGUAUAUAAGGUUGGACAAUUGGAUAUUGCUAAAAUAUAUUGGAGAACUGUUAAAUUUCGUCUCUCACCAAAGAUAGAUGUCACAUGUUCAUGUGCAAAGUUUGAAACAUAUGGGAUAUUGUGCAAGCAUAUCUUAUAUAUCUUGAAGAAGAAGCAUGUUGAAACUCUUCCUGAUCAUUAUAUUUUACCCAGGUGGACACUUGAUGCCAGGCAUAAGUUGGAUAAUUGCAAUAUUGGGCUCGAAGAUAUACAUGGUAAAAAUGAAGUCAGUGCAUUAACGUUAUGGUGUGUUCAGUCAAAUUUCAGAAAAGCAAUCGAACAUGCACGAGACUCCCUGUUUGAGAUAAAGAAACUAAAUACCUUACUGGUUAAGUUUUUAGAUGAACAAAGUAUUCCAACGAAGUCUAAACAGUUAGAGAUUGCAUCACAAGAUUCUAAUAUGGGAAGUUCACAAGUAAACAUGAUGCCGCAAAUUUCUAUUCGGGAUCCAUUAGCUCCUGUUAAUACCAAAGGUCGUCCUAAAAAUGCAACUAGAAUCAAAUCUUCACUUGAAGCACCAAAAAAGAGAACUUGUUCUUACUGUAAGGGAAAGGGUCACUACAUCAGCGGAUGUCUGAAAAAGAAGGAAGAUGCUUUAAAGGCGAAAGAAGGAUGA
This is a messenger RNA of Helianthus annuus (common sunflower), 2316 nucleotides long. RefSeq names its product protein FAR1-RELATED SEQUENCE 5-like. The transcript is spliced from 3 exons. The record is from RefSeq and is a predicted model, not a curated record. Gene Ontology annotation, biological process: regulation of DNA-templated transcription. The coding region runs from base 1 to 2316 and encodes 771 amino acids. Lineage: Eukaryota; Viridiplantae; Streptophyta; Magnoliopsida; Asterales; Asteraceae. Gene Ontology annotation, molecular function: zinc ion binding.